This is a messenger RNA of Terrapene triunguis (Three-toed box turtle), 1240 nucleotides long. Its product is annotated as heparan sulfate glucosamine 3-O-sulfotransferase 1-like. The record is from RefSeq and is a predicted model, not a curated record. The transcript has a single exon. Gene Ontology annotation, molecular function: [heparan sulfate]-glucosamine 3-sulfotransferase activity. NCBI's taxonomy places the organism in Eukaryota, Metazoa, Chordata, Testudines, Emydidae. Bases 17 to 946 code for a protein of 309 amino acids.
ACUAAUUAUUCUCCACAUGGCCUUCCUCCUGGUGUCAGCUUAUCUUUUGCUGACUCACACUCAGGGUGCUCCUGUUGAGAAUGGGGCACUGCUGGAGACGCUGAAGUCGCAAGUAGGAUUUUUCAGUAAUAAAAGUGAACACUAUUCUGCACAGGUGAGACCUCCUGGCACAAACCGACGAAUACCUCAGACGAUCAUUAUAGGAGUUCGCAAAGGAGGGACCAGGGCCUUAUUGGAAAUGUUGGAUAUUCAUCCUAAUAUUGUGGUAGCAACUACAGAAGUCCACUUCUUUGACUGGGAUGAAAAUUAUGUUAAAGGAAUAGACUGGUAUAGGCGUCUGAUGCCAUUUUCUUAUGAAAAUCAAAUUACUAUUGAGAAAACACCAGGCUAUUUUACCUCACCACAGGCUCCAGAAAGAAUUCAUGACAUGAAUAGCUCUAUUAAACUGCUGCUCAUUCUAAGAGACCCCACUGAGAGAGUAAUAUCUGAUUAUACCCAAGUAUAUUACAACAGACUAGAAAGUCACAAGCGUGUUCAGCCCUUUGAAGAAAUUGUUAUUAAAAAUGGAGCACUUAAUACCAAAUACAAAGCUAUUCAGAGAAGUCUCUAUGAUAUCCAUAUGGAAAAGUGGCUUAAGCAUUUCAACUUAGAUCAGAUUCACAUAGUGGAUGGCAAUACUUUAAUCAAGGACCCUCUUCCUGAGUUACAAAAAGUGGAAACAUUUCUUAAUCUUCCUUCCAGAAUUAUGUCUUCAAAUUUUUAUUUUAACCAAACCAAGGGGUUCUAUUGCAUUAGAAGUGAUGGAAGAGAGAGAUGUUUACAUGAAUCCAAAGGGCGCCCCCACCCUGUUGUCAACAACACUGUUUUAGAGCAACUUUACUCCUACUUCAGAGAGCACAAUGCAAAAUUUUACAGAAUGGUUAAUCAUUCGUUUGACUGGCAUUAAUACAUUUGGAAUAAAUGUUUCUUAAAAUAUCCUGAAAUAAACUAUUUUCAAAGUUACCUUUGUAAGCUCUCUGGGGUAGCUCAGACUGAAAACUUCAGAAGUUGUUAUAUUGAAAACAUAGCCUUCAUUGGGGAUAGUUGUCCAUUAGCAGCACCCUUUAAACAUGGGAGAAAUAAGUUUGAUAUAUUUGUGUAUAACUACUGUGGGCCAGAAUUUGAUCUCAGUUUCACUGCUGCAAAUCCAUUAAUUUCAGUGGAAUAACUUCAGAUUUACACCUGUAUGACUGAGAUCAGA